UACAUGUGUUGCCACUAUCAUGUAUCCUACCAUGACUAUCCAACCCAACUACAUGUGUUGCCACUAUCAUGUAUCCUACCAUGACAAUAUCCAACCCAGCUCCAUGUGUUGCCACUAUCAUGUAUCCUACCAUGACUAUAUCCAACCCAACUCCAUGUGUUGAAUCUAUCAUGUAUCCUACUUGGCUGAAGCUUUGAUCCAGUGGGAGACGUAUUGAGGAGCAGGGAGGUUAAAGGUCACUUCGGGAUACAGCUGUUACUCUACACUAUCCCUAGAUAAUCCAGUAAUGAGAGAAACUGAAUAGAAUAUUUAGGGCCCUAUUCUUUUCUUUUUUUAACCUAAUUCCAUUUUCUCCAUUUUUCCAGGUUUCACAUUUGUCCCUGUUUUUCUGUUUUUCUCUCUAAAUCACACUGUUAAUAGAAAAACAACAACAUUGGAUGUUCUAAGUCCACAACAAUACUUAAAUCACAUCAGGAGACCACUUUUGAAGUCUGAGAAAAAUCUAAGAAAUUUUCAUUUUUGUGUGUAGAUACCCUUUAAUUCAAGUGGCACCAGCAAGAGCCUUGCUUGGUUGGUGGUGUCUCUGUAGCACACAUGUGAUUGCAGAGUCUGCUGAACAAAUCACAACUGGAUUGAUGCAAAUAAUCAUGAAAUCAUUCUGCCAGGUAGGCAUAGACUACUUUGUAGUGAACAUUUACUUGACAAGGUUUGUGGGAAAGCUUUGUCGUGUCUUUGCUAUCGUUAAAUUGAAGACUUAUAGUUUUUAUCAUAUAGUCCUGUAAUUAGGGCUUACGCUAUCACUUGAGUAAUAACGUAACUAAUUAACUAUGAAUUCGAGGGCACCAGGGAAAGUUAUUAGAUUACAAAGUUAUAAUUUCCCAAUAUAACCUUUCAAAUAUUUUCAUAUCUGAUCAAUAGUCUUCUAAUUAAUUAUUUAUUUACUCUACCUCGUCAGUCUCAUUCCAAACGUCGUAAAUCGUUGAUCUGCACGAACCCAGUCUUCACUAUGAGUCAUCCAUACAUCAAUUGUCUUAAAUCAUUUAUUUAUUACUAACUAAUUAAUUCACAGAAAUGCAUAAACAAACAAACAAACUUAAAAUAGUUACAUGAAAUGAUGGGAGCAAUAUACCCUAGUGGGCUGAACCGGCAUGGCGGCUGUUAGACAAAAGGGAAAGUUGCAUUCGACUAAUAAUUCACUACAGAGUCCAUAACUAUAACAAUUGACAUGCUAAUCCUUACACAUGAACGCUCACUCAUUCGGGAACAAUUGCAAUCAAUAUAUAUAUAGUUACGUUCAGUGUGUGUGUCGUCUUGAUCGUUGGAGAGAAGUUCGUUUUUGUUGGAGUUAUUGUGGAGAGUUCAGUGACAUUCGUUAUAGAAUGGAUGUUUCGGCGGUUGUCUUUCUUCGCGUUCAAUGAUACCGAAUUCCUAGCUGCAGACUAGAAGUCAAUAUCAAAGAAUUGUUAUGAUUCGUAUAAGAGUUUUAACCACGUGGGAUGGUUAAAAGAUUCAGCAGUCUGGUCUCAAACCUUGGCCCUCUCGUUAUCGAGGUAAGCUGGUCUGCAACCUUUGUCCUCUCGUGAUUGAGAGAAACAUGGUCAUAAUGGUAAUUUCUUAGGAGUUGGGUUUUAUUCAGAUAGCAGAGAGGGGUGGUCCCAUGGUCUCUGACCCAUACUGGGCUCAGGGCGGUCCUUGGAUUUAGUUCAAAUCAAAAAGGUAUUUGUAUUUUUCUUAAUUAAACAGUCCAAAAUCAUAUUACACAAUUAUACAAACAGUAUCAUACUCACUCAUUCAUUUUAUACAACAAACAGAUGUAAACCUCAUAUCUGAGGUUAUUAUAUAAACAGCGGUAUGGUAAUGUGGUCCCACAGUCUCUCCUGAGAUUCCCACAUGGGGACAAAUGGACAUGUUAAUAGCUAGGAUCUUCACCAAUAUUUCCUACUUUGGCAGGAACAUGAAAUAUGUUCGUACCUCAAGUUCUGUGAGGUGGAAGAGAAUUCCUUUGUCCUGAAAGUUUACCCUCUGUCUUAAUACUGUUUGUGGUGGGGAGAUUCUCAGGAAUUUACGACAUCUCUCUGUGAUCACCGCAUGGGUUGUGGUGGAAAGGGAGAGGCAGGGAGAGGGGGAUGGGGUUUGCUAUACCCACGCAGGCAACGUCAUGACAGCUUUUUAAUCAACCAGAAGAUGGUUGUCAUUAGCAUAAUCGCCCAACAGCUAAACAUAAUGGUAGACAAUUGCACUCAGACAGUGGCAUUUCCGGGCUUUUUCCUCUUCAGAAAGUUGAAGGAAAAUACAAAUCACUUAGGAUAAUUUAGACGACUUGCAGGCAGUGGGUUCAGAAUAACUAUGACAUAAAAAUGAAAACUCUUUAAUCUGUCACCUAAUCCUACCUAAUGGGCAGGUCAGCCCUGGAGUAAAGUAUUGGCUGUAAGAAGUAAGAGAAAACAUAACAUCUGUUUAUUUUAUUUUAUUACCUCUCAUGACAUUGCUUGCAAGAAUAAACAUUGUAAUUAAUAUUUUUCCAAUCUGCGUUACCCACUCCAGUCAGCAGGUGGCGAUUUGAGCCUUUCAGGUGAUGCUGCUUGCGUGACGUAUGUUCUAGUGGACGGAACUGGAGGCUUCAACAGCGACAAAAGGCUUCUGAUUCAACCAACGUGGUGAUUUGCUAGCGAACUUAAAACCGAAACAUUGAAGCGAUUUAGACCAAUCUUGUGUAUUUUACUCUUAGUGUUUUGAAUAUAAUUCUGUUUACUUAUCUACUCUUUCAUUUACACGUAAUUUGCUUGUUAAAUUAGCAAAUGUGUUAAAUUGAUAAUGCACUAGGCUAAUCGACCGGAGCAUGAGCUCACUAAGCUCGACGGAGAAAGAAGCUCUGAUGAAAGGAGAGGAAGAAGCUUUCAGGAUGAAAAAGGAGGAAGAGGAAGCUAUCACAUUGAAAGAAGAAGAGGAUGAUAUUACAGUGAAAGAGGAAGAUGGGAAAGAGGUUGUCAAAGUGGAAGAGGAGGAGGUAGAAGCUUUCAGAAUCAAAAAGGAGGAAGAUGCCAUAACAUUGAAAGAAGAGAAUGUAGUGAAAGAAGAGGAAGAACCUUUUAGAGUAAAAGAGGAAGAGGAGGCUAUCUCAAUAAAAGAGGAGGAAGACGUUUUGGGAGUGAAAAAGGAGGCUGAAGAGUCGAUUAAGACCAGAGAGAGACAUGACUUUCGUGGAUCCUCUGGGGAGCCUCAACAACAUCCUGAUGCUGACGAGGCAGAGAAGAGUCUCUCCAGAUCAGACCACCAGAUGGACAACGCUAGCCCUUCCUCCCUCCCGGAGUCCCCAUGUCAUGCCUCUCCCGGUAGCACCUUACUGCUGGGUAUGAAGAGGCUGUCUGUGCUGCUGGUGGACUGCAGGAAAACAACGGGGCUGAGUGGAACUGUGAGAGGAGGAGAAGAGAAGAAAGGAUCAGAUUUGACUCAUCAAAGAGAAAGACCAGACUCAGAGGAACCAGAGCCAGGGAGGUCCAAACCAGCAAGACAGUGUUCCCACUGUGGAAAGUGUUUUAACCAGUUUGGGGACCUGAAACGACAUGAGCGAAGACACACAGGGGAGAAGCCGUACCACUGCUCCCAGUGUGGAAAGGGUUGUUACUUCUUAUGGGAGCUUAAACAACAUGAGAGAAUACACACUGGGGAGAAGCCUUACCAUUGCUCCCAGUGUGGAAAGAGUUUUGAAAUGAAAGGACACCUGAACCAACACGAGAAAAUACACACAAGGGAGAAGCCUUUUCACUGCUCCCGGUGUGGAAAUUGCUUUUGCCAGUUAGGGAACCUAAAACGACAUGAGAGAAUACACACAGGGGAGAAGCCGUAUCACUGCUCCCAGUGUGGAAAGUGUUUUAACCAGUUAUGGGAGCUGAAACAACAUGAGAGAAUACACACUGGGGAGAAGCCUUACCAUUGCUCCCAGUGUGGAAAGAGUUUCAAAAGGAAAGGACACCUGAACCAACACGAGAAAAUACACUCAAGGGAGAAGCCUUUUCACUGCUUCCAGUGUGGAAAGUGUUUUUGCCAGUUAGGGGACCUAAAACGACAUGAGAGAAUACACACAGGGGAGAAGCCGUAUCACUGCUCCCAGUGUGGAAAGUGUUUUAACCAGGUAGGGGAACUAAAACGACAUGAGAGAAUACACACAGGGGAGAAACCUUACCAAUGCUCACAGUGUGGAAAGAGUUUUAACCAGAAAACCUACCUGAAAAUACAUGAGAGAAUACACAUUGGGGAGAAGCCUUAUCACUGCUCCCAGUGUGGCAAGUGUUUUAACCAGUUAGGGGACCUAAAACGACAUGAGAGAAUACACACAGGGGAGAAACCUUACCAAUGCUCACAGUGUGGAAAGCGUUUUAACCAGAAAGCCUACCUGAAAAAACAUGAGAGAAUACACAUUGGGUAGAAGCCUUAGCACUGCUCCCAGUGUGGAAAGUGUUUCAACCAGUUAAGGGACCUACAACGACAUGAGAGAACACACACGGGAGAAUCCUUACCACUGCUCCCAGUGUGGAAAGGUUUUGCAUGACUGAAAGAACAAAUGAGACCGUACACAGAGGAGAAGGCUUAUAAAAGCUCAGACUGCGGGAAAACAUAUUACUCAUCACAGUCACUUAAAGGUCAUUAGAGAAUACACACAGGAGAGAGAAAUUAUUUCUCUUAGCGUGUAUAUUGAUAUUUCACGUCACAUUGACUUAAAAUUCAUCAGAGAACAUACACAGUGCUCCCAUUGUCUUAUAUUGUUGACUGAUAAUGAUUACCUGUUUUUACCAUAUGAAAUUGCUUUGUACAAAGUAUACUAAAACAUAUAUUUGUAUGUUUUAUUAGAAAACACGAAUUGAAUAUGGAGUUUGUCGGUUUGAAUAUAGAGUAGGUCAGAUUCCUUCUGUUUUAAAUGGUCAAUUUUUAUGCGAUUAUUAGAAAACAUGAAUUGAAUAUUGAGUAGAUCCGAUUCCAUGUGUUUAAAUUGUCCUUUUUUAAACUCUGUGUGUGUUUAUCUGGGUGUCUUCCUCCAGCACUACAGAUAAUCAAGUGAUAUUUGGAUGUGAUGCAUUUGUUCCGUUGUUUACAUUUACAAUGUUGGCCCACUGAUGAUUUAAUGAAAUGAAAAUGUUCACAGACUGUAAUGCAAAAUGUUAAUUGUAUGUGUCCACAUAUCUGAGUAUGUGACUUGUGGUGGAUGAAUCAGAAUUAGUUGGGUAACAUAGAUAAUUAAGAUGUCUUAUCUGCAUAAUAUGCUCAUGUGAUAUACUUGUUAUUAAAAUGUAUCCAUUCGGACUCUGGUGUUGGCAGUUGCACUUCUUCCCUCAGCUGGGGCUCAGUCACCUGGGUCCCAGAGAGGGGAGAGGUCAGGCUUGUCUUUCACAUGUCCCUGGUGCUAUGCAGAAUAUCAGGAAGGGAAGAGGACAGGAGGGAACAUUGUCUUCAUAUGUGAAUGUAUCUGUUAAACUAUGCGAAGGGAUGGUGUGAUUAAUGGGGAACCAAGUGAGCUUGUCCAGGAGUGGGGUCAAGAAGGGGUUUUACUUGAGAUGGGAGUAUCUAGAGUUGACAAUUGAUAGAGUUGACAAUUGAGUUAUGCCAUUGGAUGAGUUGGUGUUUUGUGCUAUGAAGUACCAGGAACGAGAUUAGAACCUCGUCUUAGGGACCAAACUGAAUGAUAAAUUAUAGCGAAUGCUAUCUGGCUACGGGAUACUCCUUUCUCAUUAUAAAGUCUCACUUUGUAAACUGUUCCUAAUAUCUGUGGUUUAUGUCGACUAGGGGGUGGAUCUUUGCUAUAAAAGAUCUCAGUAGCCAUUGUGUUGCCACUCUCCACGGUUCAUUAGAAAUAGUGAAUUGUUGAAAGUCAUUGCAAAGAUCUUAUUAUUAAAUAUGUAGUUUAAGUAUAACUCUGAUUGGUGUGUGAAGUUUGUCUCUCCUCAUUUGGUAACACAGACAUUAACCACCACAGACUAACCUUGUGAAACUGUCCUAUUAUAAUCUCCUGUUCCUGGGAGUAUCAUCCUGUGUUGCAAACCAGCUGCACCUGCAUCCUUGUAUGAAUAAAGUCCCUCCCAGGAACAGGAAACUAUAAAGAUAUGUGCUCAUCACCCAAUGCUUCAGCAAUUCAGACUGUCUACACUGCGCUGUGUAACUGUUAUUCUCUCUGAGCUCAGAAAUAAAGAAUCUUGGUUUGA
Molecule: messenger RNA, 6194 nt
Organism: Salvelinus fontinalis (brook trout)
Lineage: Eukaryota; Metazoa; Chordata; Actinopteri; Salmoniformes; Salmonidae
Product: zinc finger protein 883-like
Exons: 4
Coding region: 2840-4426 (528 amino acids)
Biological process (GO): regulation of transcription by RNA polymerase II
Cellular component (GO): nucleus
Molecular function (GO): RNA polymerase II cis-regulatory region sequence-specific DNA binding; DNA-binding transcription activator activity, RNA polymerase II-specific
Source: RefSeq, a predicted model, not a curated record